GACCACUGGUGUCUCUGGGCCCUCAUCCGCUCACUGGUUCAUCUACCAUUUCUUCCCUCCCUUCUCUAACCUUCUCUCACCGAGUCCCCAGGCCUAUCUCUUUCCUUUCCCUUCGCUUUCACCUGGCCUCCAGCUCUGUCUCCAUAUCCCUUUAAAUUUCAAGAAACAAUUCCUAACUCCUCCAUCUUUGCUGUUCCUCCCCCCACCCCGUUCCCGUCCCUUCCUUUUCUGAUUUUGCCUUCAACUCCAUGUUCUUUUCUGUCUCAAUGACUUCCCCCUCAUCUCCGAUCUCCAUCGCUUCUUUUCCCUCUCCCUUUGCUUCUGUCCUGACCAGACCCCCCUCCCCCUCCCCCCUGCCGAUUCGCUCACUUUCUCCUCCCCGUCCUCUUCUCCCUUCAGCGUCCUCUGACUCUUCUGCAGCCCCUCUUCCCUCGCCAUCUCUUCCCAGCUGCUGUUCACCUUUCUUUCUACUCUUGACCAAGCUUUUCCCUUUCAGCCCUUCACACCCGUCACACCUUUGUCCAUCACCCCAUUCCCUCCCCCGGCGGAUUCUCUGGUAGUGUUCAACAUGCACAUAGAGACUAGGAAUCCAGUAGACACAGGGUGUCACAUGCUCCUCUCUGGAGACCCUAAGCCCCUGGGAUUCACCACCCUCAGCUUGGAGACUGUGCACUUCCUUUCGGAACUAACCAUCCAGACUCUCCUAGGACUUUGCCCAGAAGAGCCACAGUUGAGGGGGUGGCUUCCUUGGAGCUCCACCUUCUUUCAGAAGGUGCAUUUGGAUGGUUAGACAUCCAGCACAGAGAUCAUGUUCUGGAGUUUCUCCCCCACCUACCAUUUUCCCCCAUUUUUCCAAAGAGGCAGCUAGCUUCUGGGUUUUGUCGCAAGAGAAGUGCCUGGCCCUACAAGAGGUGAGGGGGCUUCUAGAGCCCCUCCACCCCCCAACACGCACUAAGAUUGACUUCCCCUUCCCUCCCCCACUCUCAAACUCCCUCCCUAGCGGUAGGUGCUCAGGGAAUCACAAGGUUCUUGGCUCUAAAUUAAGAUCCAAGAAGCCUGAAGCUGUGGGCAGAGGAAGUGAGACGGAAGGAAGCCAAAGAGGCAAGAGUAGACAGACAUUGGGGCCAGGAGUAAAGGCCGAAAAUCUGGGUCACAGCUGAGGAAGACCUCAGAUACGGAGUGCAGAAUGUGGCCUGCUCUGCUGCUGUCCCAGCUCUUCCCUCUCUGGCCACUGCUGUUGUUACCCCUCCCUCCGCCUGUUCAGGGCUCCUCCCCUCGAUCCCCACCAGCCCCAGCCCGUCCCCCCUGCGUCCGGGGUGGCCCCUCGGCCCCGCGCCAUGUGUGUGUUUGGGAGCGGGCUCCUCCACCAAGCCGGUCCCCAAGGGUCCCGAGAUCACGUCGGCAAGCUCCGCCAGGCACUGCACCUCCUGCCACCCCAUCAGGCUUUGAGGAGGGGCCUCCCUCAUCUCAGUACCCCUGGGCUAUUGUGUGGGGUCCCACAGUAUCUCGGGAGGAUGGAGGGGACCCCAACUCGGUCAACCCUGGAUUUCUGCCCCUGGACUAUGGUUUUGCAGCCCCACAUGGGCUGGCUACCCCGCACCCCAACUCAGACUCCAUGCGGGAUGAUGGAGAUGGCCUCAUCCUUGGGGAAACACCUGCUACCUUGAGGCCCUUCCUGUUUGGAGGGCGUGGGGAAGGUGUGGACCCUCAGCUUUACGUGACAAUUACCAUAUCCAUCAUCAUCGUCCUUGUGGCUACAGGCAUCAUCUUCAAGUUUUGCUGGGACCGCAGCCAGAAGCGGCGGAGGCCCUCAGGGCAGCAAGGUGCCCUGAGGCAGGAGGAGAGCCAGCAACCAUUGACAGACCUGUCCCCUGCUGGAGUCACUGUGCUGGGGGCCUUCGGGGACUCACCUACCCCCACCCCUGACCAUGAGGAGCCCCGAGGGGGACCCCGGCCUGGGAUGCCCCAGCCCAAGGGGGCUCCAGCCUUCCAGUUGAACCGGAUUCCCCUGGUGAAUCUGUGAUGCCCCCCCCAUGUUGGGGUGCUGCCAAGCAGGAGGCCAAGUGGCCGGCAUAGCCACCAUCCACUGAGGGGGGGGCAACCGUGGGGAACUGGGACCAUGGUGGGGGGCUCCCAGCUCCUGCCCUUGCACACCACCUGGAACACUCACUGACCCCAUGGGCAAGCCCAACUGUUUGCCCUCCAGUGUUUGGGGGCUCCCCCAUUCCCACCCUUGCACAUUCACAUGAAAGCCUUGCACACUCACCUCCACCCUCACAGGCCAUAGCACACAGUCACGCUCUCCAUGCUGCUCUUCUGCUUCGUGUCCCCGUCCACAUCUGCUCAGCUGGCUCCUAGCUCUCCCCCUCUUGUGACACAUGUUGUACCCCCUUUGCAUUCUCUGCGCCCAUCUCAGACCGGGGAUGUGCAUUUCUGGCCCAAUACAUGGCAUAGUGCUCACUCUGCCUCAUCAACAUCCACUGGUCUAGUUUCUGUGGCCCUUGCAUGCUGCCCUAGAGGUGGUGGGAGGCGAGCUAGGGGCUCCUCGUGCCGUCUGUCACAGCCCCAUCUCAUUCCAUGCCUUACGUUUCACUGUCCUUCCAUCCCAAGGGCACUGCCACUACUCUGAGGGCUCCCCGACAGGAACGGGGGUUGUGAGACCCAACUGCUAAAUUCUGUCAUCUGAAAUAUGGGUUUGGGGGAGUCACCUGCUGCACAUGAGAAGGGACUCCCAUGUCCUCCCUUCCUUCCCAAGUCCCUUGUCUUGUCUGUCCUGGCUGUCUGUCUGUGUGUGUCUCUAUGGACUUCAGAGCCCCCUGAACAGGUCCUCCGCUCCCCGCUCUUCCCUAAGGCCUCCCUAACUGUACCUAGGCUGCCAGGGACUGAAGCCAGCUGGUUCAAGGCCAUUGAGAGCUCUGCCUCCACACCCACCCUUCUCUUCCUGGGUCCCCUCAUGUCCCCUCUUCCCUCUCCUGCCUCUCCCCCUUUUCCUCUCCUCAGGUUCUUCCCUUUCUCGUUGUUUCUUCCACUUCCCUCCUUCCUCCGACCUGGCUCCUAUGCUGUGAUAUAUAUUUUUGUAUUAUCUCUUUCUUCUCGUGGUGAUAAUCUUGUGGGAUGUAAGUUUCAAAAUUUUCAAAUAAAGCCUUUGCAAGAUAA
Molecule: messenger RNA, 3156 nt
Organism: Peromyscus californicus insignis
Lineage: Eukaryota; Metazoa; Chordata; Mammalia; Rodentia; Cricetidae
Gene: Pianp
Product: PILR alpha associated neural protein
Exons: 6
Coding region: 1187-2023 (278 amino acids)
Biological process (GO): regulation of immune response
Cellular component (GO): membrane
Source: RefSeq, a predicted model, not a curated record